CUUUGAAAUUGCGAACAUUUUCAAUGAUGUCGGCCUAAAACAGACCUUCACUGCAGCUUUAGUGCACUAGCACAUAUUGAUUGCGCAUAUUAAAACUAGUUUAUUGAGAUGCCAAGAUGAAGAGGGGGAAAAGACCUGAAGCAACAUUGGAAAACUUGGGCAGAAUUGCUUUGUAAUAGCAUUUGAUUAGUUGCUGUGAAACACAUUGGUGAAAGUUUAGUUGCGAUUUAUGACUAUUCAGUAUAUGAUUUGCAUAUAUAACUUUUUACAGGGAAAAUAUUGAGUGUAUGUUUAUAUUACAAAUUACUGAAAUAUAUGGAUAUAAUUAUAUAACUAGAACGUCUGUGGCAAUUGGCAAUUCAGCCUUUACCUAUAAAAGAAUUUAAAAACGGAAAAGCACCUGAAGUAACGCGUUUACAUAAAAAAACGUAAAGACAGCAGAAUACCAGGGAUAACGAGGCCUGCGUUGGGUCUUCAGAAGGAAACGACCGAGAGAAGCAUGCAAAUGAGGAAACCGCAGGAAAACGCAGAGCAGAAGACAAAUUAAAUGAGGCUUGAGUGUUUGAGGUGAGGAAAGUCUGGACAGAGGCCUUUCUGGGACCCGCCCCCACGCGCUGGAUAACGAUGCACCUGUGUACAGGCCUAACCAUGCUACCGCACGUCCUACAGUCAACAUCUCCUCUCGCCUGCCAGCCAUCCCAGUGCGCUCCCUCUCUCUAUCUGCACCUGAAAGAAGUCUGUAACUGACAUGGGUUCUUUAAACCGUGAGGGAGUCGUGGUUUAAACAAUGUUGAUUAAUGAAGCUUUAAUGAUUGCCUAACACCUAGGUGUUACAAGUAAUUAAGCAUUAAUGAGGUAUGCUAUAAUUGCAUGCAUUAGUGGAUCGAUUACCAUAUUGUGUCGAGUCUUGCAGCACUUUUGAAGGAGCCAGCUCUUGUUUUUUUGCACCUGAAGUGAGUUGCCAAAGUUUACAGUUUAGAGUCUGGGUACUGGAGAGAAAUGAUACGCGCACUUAGGAGUGUGUACCGUCCUUCAGAGGGAGCAGACUCAGGGCAGACAGAUGUUCUUGCGUUUUAAUUUAUGAUCACCCACACCUUAAUUGCUUUCUUUAAUUAGCUGCUAUUCUUCUUUUGAUGGAUAUACAGAACUACACAUAUCACACGCGGGGGACCAGCUGUCGAGCCUGUUUUACCUCAGUCAAAAUGUCCCCUGUAACGACAAUCAAAUAAUAAUUCACACAAGCCUGAUCUUACACAGGGCCUGGAAAAUUGAGAUCUGUCUGAGAGACUAAAUAAACUCCUGCUGGUGAUAUGCAGGCUCUCUGCAUGUUAACAAGCUGGCAAGAGGCAAAAAAUGAAUUUAUGUGCAAAGGUAACAGUGCGAACGACCAAUCCUUUCAGGCCAUUCUGGGAGGUGUCAUUGCCUCGGUGAUCUUGGUUCUACUGUGCCUGCUGGGAACAGUGCUCCGUUACAUGUACCGGCACAAGGGGACCUACCACACCAACGAGGCCAAGGGCACUGAGUUUGCAGAGACGGCUGACGCUGCGCUCAAGAAUGACCCGUCCCUGCAGGAUGCCGUCGACGAGAACAAGAAGGAGUACUUCAUCUGAAGCGGGACGUCCCGACAGGGAGCCCACGCUUGCCACUCGGCCUGGGUUACUGUGGAAACCGUUGCCUUGUGCACUUCUCCUGCCCCUGAACCGCAACACCUGCAGCUAAGAACCAUGUGAUGCUUAAUGAAAAGACAUUUUGAACUUUCUAUUAACCUGUACAUCUUUUGUUAGUGCAAACCCCUAUGUAAUAUGUCUUUCAUUUUACCACAGGGAAAAUAAACCCAUGAUAUGUAACCAGCCUACAUUAGCUGAGACACUUUAUUCCUCAAAAACAGGAAACUGGGAGAUCCAAGACAGUGUGCCAUCACUCUCUGAAAAGCCUGGGAUCACAUCCUAGUCUAAUCCAACAGAUUUAUUUCCUCUUCUGCCAACUGGAAGCUACACAAUUAAAACCGGGGAGCAUGUCACCUGUGUUGGGUCUUAGCUGUGCAGUUAAUCCAUCACUGGUCAGUCACUCCUGGAAAAACCUAAAAUAAAGAAAAUAAAUGUAAUGUGAUUGUUAUUUUAUGCAGAGGGCGGUGCGGUCAAUAUCACUGUCUCCUGUAUUAAAGAUACUGUCUCCUUUGUGAAGAUGUCGCCCUCUAGCAUAAAAACGGUAGUCAAGGCAAUACAUGGGUUGUGUUUAAUGCAGACAACUGCAGGUGUCCACUGGGCCCGUAGGGAUAUGCUGAGCUUGAACAAGCAAGGACCUGAAGAAGCGCAUGUCAAUCUCAAAGUAUUAGCCAUGUCCCACGUUUCCAGAAAUGGUUUCAAAAACCAACAAAGGCCUUACGGUCUUAGUGCCAUGAACACAUCAAAUAACGUACAGUUACCUGCUCUGGGAACAUAAUCUGCAUUUUCUGCGUUGAUGCUAGAGACUAAAAUGGCUGUGCACUGGAGUGUCAUUUUGUCUUGUGCCUCACAAUCUGUUCUUGAGACAACUGGCACUGCCACGCUUUGUUUUUGUGAUGUCAUCAUCUGUAAUUAUAUUGUUUAGUGGAACUACCUAUUGUUUUUUAAUACUCAUAAGCCAUGACCAGUAUUGCCUUUAAAAUGUAUUAGGAUUAUUUGUGUUUCAUUGCAAUGUGGCUCCCUGAGUUAUAUUUCAGAAGGAAAUGUAUUGCAUGUAAUUCAAACCUACAGAAUUACAUCUCUAAUGAUUAUAGUGUGAAAAACUUGGAGCUUGUUUUCUCUGUAGGUUAUCAGAAGGCAGGGUCUCAUCUAAUUCCAGUCACAAUGAUCAGACUUCAUCCUUUCAACUUGAAGGACUGGCGACUAGGUUGCUUCAUGGAGUUUCAAAUAUCUUCUACCUGAAAAUAUUCAAAUACAUUGGCUACGCCUCUCCUUAAAGACUCCAUUACGGUCGACUUCAUGAAAAGUUGGACCAUAAAGGUCAGUUGUGACUGAAACUUCUCACAAGUUUAAUGGUUAGCCUGGCCUCAAGCUCUUUCCAGAAAGGUUGAAGUCCGCUCAUAUUGAUACAAACAGUUGAGACCAGCGUUUGUUUCAAUGCCCAAUCCAUUUUAAACAUGAGGGUUGUAUACCAGCAUGUGCAAGUUCUGGGAUAUUGUGUUUGUUUAAGGUAUAAUCACAUUUCAUGCUAUUAUUCCCUGGAAUGUAUGAUGGUGCUUUUUAAGUGCCUCCGUAGAAAGGAAACAUUUACAGAAACAUGUAAAACUUUUAUUAGAUGCAUCGUCGACCCUCCAAGUCCCCAAUAAUAGCCCAGAGAAAAACCAUAAAAGUUCAAAUAAAAGCCUUCUGCUUCAAUUCAAUUCAAUUGCCUGGUAGCAAAAAUGCAUCACUGUGAUAUUAAGCAUAAUGUUAAUUGACUUCCCACACAAGUGCAACUAAAGUAUGGUGGCUAUGAUGGCACCAAAGAGACAUAUUGAUCUUAAAAUCACAUUUUUUUAUUCAAGUAUGCCAAGAAUAAUGCAGUUGAAGAGCAGUGUGGCACUUAAAAAAAAAAAAACACAA
Messenger RNA from Anguilla anguilla (European eel), 3566 nucleotides. It is a transcript of the gene gypc, whose product is annotated as glycophorin C (Gerbich blood group). The transcript is spliced from 3 exons. Gene Ontology annotation, cellular component: cortical cytoskeleton; membrane. The record is from RefSeq and is a predicted model, not a curated record. Bases 1311 to 1610 code for a protein of 99 amino acids. NCBI's taxonomy places the organism in Eukaryota, Metazoa, Chordata, Actinopteri, Anguilliformes, Anguillidae.